AUGGUUCGGCGAUGGCUGACGAUGGCUGCGCUGUUCAACGGCGUCCUCACGAAGCAAGACGAGCCCAUGCCGAUCGCAAACCUCUCCGGCAGCCGCAGCUGCGAGGUUCGCUUCAGCGCGUGCGGCGGCGGCGGCGGCGCGACCCUUGCCUUCGAGGAGGGCAUGCGCCUUGCGCUCGGCUUCGACUUUCUCCGCGCACGCGAGGCGUUUGAGCGGUGCGAAUUGCUCGCGCCAUCGUGCGCCAUGUGCCACUGGGGUGUCGGCUGGUCACUCGGCCCCACCCUCAACCACGCCCUCAAGCCUCCACUCUCGCUCGCCGCCGCACGAGCUGCCGCCUCUCGCGCGGCAGAGCUGCUCCCGCCGCACGUGCCCGGCAACAGCACGCAGCUGCUCCCGCCCAGCGCACGCGAUAGCAGCUUGCGCGACGCGGCGGCGGGCUGGUGGCUGGUGCGCGCUCUCGCGGUCCGCUACGCCGCCAACGCCACCAACGCAGCAGCGACCGUUGUCCAGCGCAUCGCGUAUGCCGAGGCGAUGGAGGCGGCGGCGCGCGCGGAGAAAUCGCACUCGCUCGUGCGCUACCUGGCGGCGGACGCGUGGAUGAACGUGGCGCCGUGGGACUAUUGGGCAAGCGACCGGAGGCAGACCUGCCGGCGGGCACUAGGGCGCGGCCGCACGCGGCGCGCGCCAAAGCGCACCUGCUGGCGACGCUUGCCCUCGCACCGGGGCACCCAGGCGGCCUGGCACCUCCCUCUCCUCCGCCUCGCCUCGUCCUACUCCCUCGACGGUGCGGCGGACGCGUUGCGUGGGCUGUGCCCGGACGCGCCGCACUUGCUCCACAUGCCGUCGCACAUCGACAUGCGCCGCGGUCGCUUCGAGGCGUGCGUGUCAUGCAACUCGGCGGCGGCGGCGAGGCCGCUCGUCGAGCAGGUCUACCCGGAGCACAACCUCGAGUGCGCCCGGAUGGCGGGAGACCGAGCCGCCGCCGUGCGUUCCGGCGACGCCGUCGCGGAGUUCGCAAGGCGUGGGCUGCUCGUGUCUGCGCACUCGGCCGACCUCAACAGCUAUGAGCGAUACCUCGCCGCGCCCGCGCUGACGGACGUCUACUUUCGCGACUGGGACGCGGCGCUGCACCGGCCGCCGCCCCGCGCCGGCCUGCACUACGCGCGCGCGGCGUCGCUGUUCGCUCGCGGCAUGGCGCUCGCGCACACGGGUCGCAACAAGGAGGCGAUCUCCGCCCUCCUCGAGCUGCAGGCCGAGUCGCGCCGCCUCACCCCGCUCGAGCACGGCAGGCUCGUCCUCCUCUCCCGCCGUCUAGCGGCGGUGCGCCUCCAAGACGCGAUGGGCUACGACGAGCCGCCCUCGCUCUACGCCUCGCGCCGGCCGGCGCUGGCGCUCGCCGUCCUCGAGGUGGGGGAGGACCGUGCCGGAUUGCCCGCGCGAGCCGCCGCCGCCGCGAUCCUCCGCGAGGAGCUGAGUCGGCUCCCGCGCUCGCCAGAGGCGCUAGGCCUCUGUGCCGAGGCGCGUUUGUCAUGCUCGGCGGACGCGGACGCCGCUCUCCUCUCAGCGCUACGGAGCGCCGCUUCGCCCGAGCGCGUCGCGGUCGCGGCGAUCGUUGCGGCUUUUGCGGCGGUCGCUAUCCUCGCGGCCGCGAUCGCUGCCCGCGCCUUGCCAUUGGCAUGGCGACGCCGACGGGGGGCGGGUCCGGAUGGCCAGCGGGCCGGAAGCCCGCCGCACGGGCCAGGAAAGUGGGGUCAGUUGCUUAUGCUUUGA
Messenger RNA from Emiliania huxleyi CCMP1516, 1770 nucleotides. RefSeq lists its product as hypothetical. Lineage: Eukaryota; Haptophyta; Isochrysidales; Noelaerhabdaceae. Gene Ontology annotation, cellular component: intracellular anatomical structure. The record is from RefSeq and is a predicted model, not a curated record. The coding region runs from base 1 to 1770 and encodes 589 amino acids. Gene Ontology annotation, molecular function: electron transfer activity; heme binding. The transcript has 5 exons.